AUGAUUCCACUUCUCGAGGGCAUCAGCUCGGCUACUGGGGGCAACCAUCAUUCGAGCAACAAUCAUCACGCACACCCAAACAGCGUCGUAGUCCACAACGGCGAAGGUAAUGGAAGUGCAAGUGGGGGUGGCUGGCGUUACCGAUGUAAGUACUGCACUUACACGACGGAAUCGAAGACAGUCUUCAACGUUCAUCAGCGGACGCAUACCGGUGAUCGACCAUACCGGUGCCGCUUCUGCGCAUACGCAGCUAAACAGAAAAGCCAUGUCACCCUGCACGAAAGGCUGCACACAGGCGAGAAACCCUACAGCUGUCCGUACUGCAGCUACCGAUGCUCCGACCCCACGGCGUUACGAUCGCACAAAUUCAGCAAGCACCGGGAGAUGUUCCUCUCGGAAGCCGCUAGCAAGGCAGCCAGAACAGCUAAAUAA
Molecule: messenger RNA, 432 nt
Organism: Varroa destructor (honeybee mite)
Lineage: Eukaryota; Metazoa; Arthropoda; Arachnida; Mesostigmata; Varroidae
Product: zinc finger protein Pegasus-like
Source: RefSeq, a predicted model, not a curated record